GGCAGGAAAAGCAACAUGGCGGCGGAAAGCGGAGAAGGGCCGCAGGAGAUGAUGGAGGUCUUCUUCCCAGAUUGUUGGUUUUAGGAAGAUGUGAAGGGAGGAAAAAGUGUUCCAAAAAUCAAAGUAAAAACAAGGGUUGACAGGCGGAUUGAAUCGGAAGAGUCAGGGGAUGAAGAAGGGAAGAAGCAAGCAGCUUGCAUAGUGACAGACCUCAGCCAGCAGAGCCUGAGAGAUGAGCAGAAUGGUGAGAAUUCAACAGGAGAAGCAGAGACACCAGUGGACAUGGAGACAAUUAGCCUGGACCCAGAAGCAGAGGAUGUGGACCUGAACCAUUUCCGAAUUGGCAAGAUUGAAGGAUUUGAGGUGCUCAAAAAAGUGAAGACUCUGUGUCUGCGUCAGAAUCUGAUUAAGCAGAUUGCGAAUCUGGAACAGUUGCAGACUCUCCGAGAGCUGGAUCUCUACGACAAUCAGAUUCGAAAGAUUGAGAACUUGGAGUCCUUAACAGAGCUUGAGAUCCUGGACAUCUCAUUUAACAUACUGCGACGCAUUGAAGGACUAGACCGACUCACCCAACUAAAAAAGCUGUUCCUUGUCAACAAUAAAAUCAGCAAAAUUGAGAACCUGAGCAGCCUACAGCAAUUACAGAUGUUAGAGUUGGGAUCCAAUCGAAUCCGGGCAAUUGAAAAUAUUGACACACUGACUAACCUGGACAGUCUGUUCCUGGGGAAGAACAAAAUCACCAAGCUCCAGAACUUGGAUGCACUGACAAACUUGACAGUGCUCAGUAUACAGAGCAAUCGCCUAACCAAGAUUGAAGGUCUGCAGAACCUGGUGAACUUGCGUGAGCUGUAUCUUAGCCACAAUGGCGUAGAAGUCAUUGAGGGACUGGAGAACAAUAAUAAACUUACAAUGCUGGACAUUGCAUCCAAUAGAAUCAAAAAGAUCGAAAAUAUCAGCCAUCUAACAGAGCUCCAGGAAUUCUGGAUGAAUGAUAAUCUCAUCGAGAGUUGGAGCGACCUGGACGAGCUGAAGGGAGCCAAGAAUUUGGAAACUGUGUAUCUGGAGAGAAACCCCCUGCAGAAGGACCCUCAGUACCGACGCAAAAUCAUGCUGGCCCUCCCUUCCGUCCGGCAGAUUGAUGCCACGUUUGUCCGGUUCUGAAUCUUCCACUAUCCUCCUUGCCUGCCUUCCUUGGAGAAAUGUCCCAGCUGGGUUUUUUAUCCACUUGCCACUCCCCAAGACUUCAGUACACUGACACUUACAGAGCAAAUGGCCAAUAAAAGCACUGAAUACCAGGUCUUGUGUAUAAUGCACUCUCUUGUUGUUUUGGAAAUAUUAUUACUAUUAUUAAAUCUUAACACGUGACGUUU
This is a messenger RNA of Alligator mississippiensis (American alligator), 1370 nucleotides long. It is a transcript of the gene PPP1R7, whose product is annotated as protein phosphatase 1 regulatory subunit 7. Gene Ontology annotation, molecular function: protein binding. The transcript is spliced from 11 exons. Lineage: Eukaryota; Metazoa; Chordata; Crocodylia; Alligatoridae. The coding region runs from base 283 to 1161 and encodes 292 amino acids. The record is from RefSeq and is a predicted model, not a curated record.